Molecule: messenger RNA, 2252 nt
Organism: Rhopalosiphum padi (bird cherry-oat aphid)
Lineage: Eukaryota; Metazoa; Arthropoda; Insecta; Hemiptera; Aphididae
Product: coiled-coil domain-containing protein 112-like
Exons: 9
Coding region: 289-1446 (385 amino acids)
Source: RefSeq, a predicted model, not a curated record
UUGGAUGUUACCCGGCAACCAACACCGGCAGGUGGGAAGUAUGCGUGUUAGUGUUUGAACGCGCACAGCUAAGUCUGUUGAAACGUCAAAUCAUCUACCGGCUGACGGUCUAUCAAUAACGACAAAAUAUAACAGUAACAUAAUAUACUAUGACACCUUUUUUUCUCUUAUUACGACUUAUUUGUAUUGUAUAUAUUUAAGUAAUACUUCUAAUAAUAAUAAUAAUAAUAAUACGUUAAAUACGUUAAAUACGUUAAACGCGGUACGGGUAGAGUGAAUACUGCGAGCAUGUCUUGGUCGGACGACCGUGCCAUGGACACAGUCCAUUGGCAAAUCCUUAAAAACCAUCUGAAACCUAAUGUAUGGCCUACAUCUCGGGAAUUGUUAAAAUACAAGCAAGAACUCGACACUUCCAGACACGCUGAUCUAAAUCAAUUUGCUAGUUCAAUACAAGAAAUGAAAAAAAAACUGUCCUAUUUGAAAAAGACUGCGUUAGACGUAAAUAAAAUCAAAAUAGUAGGGUUUGAACAUUUUCGAAAUGAUAUAAAGACAUUUGAGUCGAAGCUGUCAAAAUUAAAAGAAGGAUGCUCAAAAAAAUUACGAGAGGAAAACCUUAAGCAAUUGGCGCUGUUUGAAGAAAUUGAACGGGUGAAGCAACUAGCGCUACAGGACGUAGUUUCAAAGCCACAUGUCGAUACUAUUAGUAAAAAAAAGAAAGAAACAAAAGCCAUCUGCAAAAGAGUUCCAAUUUCAAAAAAUACAUACUCUUCAAAAGAAAUAGCGGAUUUCUAUGAUUUCUGUGAACGUAAUUACGGUCUUACGGGAGGUUGGUCUAGCAAAGAUCAUGAAACAUUUUUAAAGAUUCGUUCUAAACAUGCCGACGCAGUGGAUUUCAUAGAUCAUGUUGUACAAUCAAUGCCACAUAUAACCGAAUAUGCUGCACGUGAACAUGAAAACUGGUUCGUAAAAUUCGAAGAACUUAAAGCUAAACAAAAAGAAGCAAUAACGAAGUGGAAAAAGGAAAAGAAAAAUGUUUUUGUGCCUGACUGCAAUACAAAUAAUUGUGACAUAUUGAGAAAAUGUACAGAUAAUGAUCCAGAAAUCACUCAGAAAUUUUCCAGUGAUAAUUUGGAAAAACAAAAAAAUGUAAAUCACAAUAUUAAUAAAUCUCAAAUCGAAGUAAUUGAAUCGAAAACACUCGAUAACUGUGGAAAAACUUUGCUACAGCGUUUUAGGGAAAAAGAUAAAAGAUAUAUAGAGUCUAAAAAAACAAAUAAAGAACGACUGGAGUGUCAGCGUAAAUCGGACCAAUUUACAAUAGUUACUAUGCAUGGAAAUUCAGAAAAAUAUGCUGAAAUUGAAUCACUAGAAAAACUUCCAAAUGUACACUUAAGCAUUUAUGGUGCACAUAAUCAAGACGUGAAAGUGGUGUUAAAAUAUCAAUAAACUAAAGAAAAAAAAGAAAUUGUUUAUUAUUUUUUUUUUUAUUCAAUGUCAUGUUAUUAUUAUAAAAUAUACAUUUUCAUAAUCGGAAACAAAAAUAAUUCAUCAAAUACAAAUCAUUAAUUCUUAUUAUAAUAUAUUGUGUACAAAUAAUGAUCAAUAGUUUGCAAAUCAGUUAUAACCACUUGAAACUCUGUGGUUACCUAAUAGGAAACAAAAAGCCUACAACCUUCACUUCAAUUACACUUAAACAUAUCUUCAAAGAUUGUUUAUCAUACGAAGAAGCAAAACUAAAGUCUUAAAGAUAUCUCGAGCGAUUUCUUUACAUUGCUUAUAAAGAUACCGCAUCGGACAAAUAAAAUUGAAUAAUUACAAUUAAUAAAAUUAUUUAUACAUUACUAUUUACUUCUCGAUUAUAUAAAAAAAAUAUUGUAUAUUACGUAUAUUUUUCAUGAAUUUUAUAUUUAAAUAUUUUAAAUGAUAGUUAUUAAAUGUUGUGAUGGGAAGGGUGAUUAUCCUUGGGUUAUGAGGGUGAAGCCCGCGGGUGGAUUUAGGAGGACCGAUGGAAGGUUGGUGAGCAAGGAGAGCCGAGGAUAUAAAGUAUAUAUCCAUAUAUCCAUAGCAUAUUUAUAAAAAUGUAACUGAAUGUAUUUAGACGUUUUAUGAAAAUUUUCUAAAAUAUAUAAAUUGUAUAGGUAUAUUAUUAUUGUUAUUAUUAUUACAGUUUUUCGAUACCUACCAGAUAUAAUAUUAUGAUUAUGAUUAUAAAUUGUAUUAGUUUUAUUUAUUUAAUCACUAUAUACCUAGGU